GCAACAUGAUCUCAUUCAUUUGGGGACUGGCCUGUCUCAUCGUAAGCGUCUUGAAUCCGGGAACUCUGGGAUCACAGUUUGGACCACACCACCGGCAGACCCUCCCAAAGGUGUCACCACAGGUGUCCCCAAGGGUUCAUGGCAGCUUUGAAGACAUCAGAUCUACUGAACAAGCCUCCGAUGAAGUACGAAGCACCGAAAUUUCCCAGGAGGUCCGGAAGAGAGAUGAGAUGCAGCAGGAUGCACAGACCAGUAGUAAUAACUACUUAGCACAGCAACCACGGAACCUCAUCUCAGCAAUAACAUCAUCAUCAAACUGCAGGAAUCGUCCAAUAGAUUUGGUUUUCAUCGUCGACAGCUCUCGCAGCGUGCGGCCUGCUGAGUUUGAAAAGGCCAAGGAGUUCCUGAUAGACAUGGUGGACACCCUGGAGAUCGGCUCAGAUGCCACCCGAGUGGGCCUCGUCAAUUAUGCCAGCACAGUAAAGAUUGAGUUUCAUUUGAAUACGUAUUUUGACAAGCAUGCCUUAAAGCAGGCAUUGGCCCGUGUUCAGCCUCUAGCUUCUGGCACCAUGACAGGUGUAGCCAUUAAGGCUGCCAUGGACAAAGCUUUUAUUGCCGAGGCAGGUGCCCGAACCAGCUCCAUGAAAAUUGCCAAAGUAGCCAUCAUAGUGACUGAUGGGAGACCGCAGGACCAGGUGGAAGAGGUAUCAGCAGCAGCCCGGGCAUCCGGCAUUGAAAUCUAUGCAGUGGGAGUAGACAGAGCAGAUCUGAUGUCCCUCCGCCUCAUGGCCAGCCAGCCUCUAGAAGAUCACGUCUUCUACGUGGAGACGUAUGGUGUCAUAGAGAAGCUCACUGGAAAAUUUAGGGAAACCUUAUGUGGUAAGGAUGAUCUGGAGAGUGUGGAUAUUCCAUUUGGUGGUGUCGGAAUAGCACAAACUGGCAGGAAAGACGGUUAUGGGAUAAAAAAUGAAACUGACAAAAAGAGAAAAAGCGGAGUGGAUGCAUGCGCUCGCGGGCAUAAUUGCCAGCACGUCUGUGUCAACAAUGGUAACUCCUACAGCUGUCAGUGUUGGGCUGGCUAUGUCUUGAACGCGGACAAGAGGACGUGCUCACGUCAAGAUGCAUGUGCCCGGGGACAUGACUGCCAACAUAUUUGUGUUAACAGUGGUGACUCUUACGUCUGCAAAUGUGGAAUGGGAUACAUCCUGAAUGCAGACCAGAAAACAUGCUCACGUUCAGAUCCAUGUGCCGCUGGACAUGAGUGCCAGCACAUAUGUAUUGACAAUGGAGACUCUUACAUCUGCAAAUGUCAUCCAGGAUAUGCAUUACAUCCAGACAAAAAAUCAUGCUCACGUAUAGUGGCAGAUGCAUGUGCCAGAGGUAAUGACUGCCAGCAAAUCUGUGUCAAUAAUGGAAACUCCUAUUACUGCAGAUGUCAAGUAGGAUACAUACUGAAUGUGGAUCAGAAAACAUGCUCACGUGCGGAUGCUUGUGCUCUUGGACACAACUGCCAGCAUACUUGUGUCAACAGCGGAGAGUCAUACAUUUGCAAGUGUCGUACGGGAUAUAAUUUGAAUGCAGAUCAGAGAACGUGCUCACGUGUGGAUGCUUGUACUCUUGGACACAACUGCCAGCAUAUGUGCAUCAACAGCGGCGAUUCGUACAUUUGCAAGUGUCGUGCGGGAUAUAUUUUGAAUGCAGAUAAGAGAACUUGCUCACUCAUGAGGAAGUGAGCAGUUGCCUGAAUCCAUGACCACAGUGUCCAACGUCAUCUUCAGAUGGUCAUUUAUGGAUGUUUUAUCACUGCUCCAUAUAUGAGUGGACACUAGGAUAUUUGUGGUGUGACCUCAUGAAGGAAGCUUGGUUAGGUUUAGCAUUGGAUUAACCUUUGUAUUUUGCUAGCAAUAUGUUAACAUAUGCGAUGAACUGCAUCUUUGAAUCAUCUUACAGUAAAUCAUUAUUAUUAACAUGCAGUAGCUAUUCACACUUGACCGCGGUGUAGCUCCUUGUCUGCAAAUUGAACGUACAUACAGUAUUUGUAAUCUAAUGGACAAAGACAAAUGAUUGUGUCUUACCAGUUCUAUCAGUAUGAUUUUUUUAACACAUGGAACAAUUGCUGAUAACUCUUGAUUUGUCAGUUCAGCUCCAUAAUCUUUACACAGGCUUAAAAGGAAUUGGGUUGUGUCAUGUGCGCCCCUAUAACGCAGCUGCACAAGGUAUUACAAGACAACACAGCUUUGACUGCUCAUGAUUUUCUAAUUCUUUCAGAGGAAAUGAGAAGUGAAAUAACGCAAGAUGCCUGCAAGUGUGAAGCUCAGAUUCUGUUCCAGAAAAAAGUGCAGUCAACCAUUCAAGACU
Phycodurus eques (leafy seadragon) is the source of this 2358-nucleotide messenger RNA. Its product is annotated as matrilin-3-like. The transcript has 9 exons. The coding region runs from base 6 to 1733 and encodes 575 amino acids. The record is from RefSeq and is a predicted model, not a curated record. Gene Ontology annotation, molecular function: calcium ion binding. NCBI's taxonomy places the organism in Eukaryota, Metazoa, Chordata, Actinopteri, Syngnathiformes, Syngnathidae.